AGUGAUAACAAAUGUGAACGAUUCUGAUUGGUGGCGCAGUUUUGCUCCCGAGACGCUCGUUCCCGAGACGCUCGUAAAUAUAAUUAUGAUAAUAGUGUAAUCGUUGUUUUCCUACCCAGAUAAUAUAUUAUAGACAAAUUCUGUUAGCUUAUAUUUCUGUGUUGUUGAAAGACAUGAUAUUUAUCUGUCAUUAAUUCAGGAUUCCUUUCAUGAGGGAUUGUCCAUAAGUCCGUUGUCGUCUGUUGAAGGGAUCAGUUAAGUCAAGAACUCGUUGAUUUGUGAUAACUGGUCAGUCUCAAAGUAUCCUUGGCUAUAGUCAGUUGUGGAGUCGCUAGUGUUGUAAAAUUACCUAGUACACUUAUAAAUCGUCAAAUCUAAAACGUUAUAAGUUUCUUAAGUAACAAACUAACACAUUGCUAAGAGCUUACUAGUGAAUUCCUGUGAUUCUAAUUAUUUCUCUAUUAUCAUCUAUACACGUUAAAUUUGUUGCCUUGAAACAUGAAACGGUAUAAUGACAAAUUAUUAGAAGAUACCGUUGUAGACGAUAACUCCAACCCAAAUAAGGUAUCUAAUUUGUCUAUGAUUACUGAUGUUUCAAAAAUGAGUGUUGAGCAAAAAUCUGACAAUAAUGUGACAAACAAUAUAAUACCAUUGCAUUUGAACCAUUAUACUGAGCAUUUUCAAACGGUAAGCAAGGACUUCUUAUUUAAUUACUGUGCAUGUGGUUAUUUUAAAAAUGCUGAAACCAUAAUACAUGAAGAAAUCGACAAAAUAAAAUUGAAAUUUGAUACACCAACUAGAAUUGAAGUUGUUAAUAUUAUUAAAACUGAACUCAUAGUAAAAAAUAUGAAGACAAUUGUAGAGAUGGAAAAUUGUGGUGUUGUGUAUAUGUUGAAGAAUAACCAAAAUGAUGAUCUUAAAUGGAUGUAUAAUUUUUUGAGUUCUGUGAAUGGUGGUGUAAAAGUAAUGUUUGAUGGUAUGCGUCCAUAUUUUCGUGAAAUAGGAAAAUCAGUUGUACUUGGAACAAAUAGAAAUUCUGAUGUUAAUACUUGUAUUCAGAGUUUAUUGGAUUUGAAAAGAAAGUUUAAUAAUUUAAAGGUGAAUUUAUUCAACAAUGACACCUUGUUCGAUGAAAUUGUUGGUGAAGAAUUUAAUUAUUUCUUAGAAUUCAAUCCUUUAGUACCUGAAUAUCUAUCAUUUUUCAUUGAUGAAAAACUAAGAAAAGGAAAGCAUACGUACAUUAAAAAUAACCCGGAAGCUGAUAUUGACAAUGUUAUAUACAUGAUAAAAUAUCUUAAAAACAAAGUCAAAUUUGAACAAUUUUAUCGUAUUAAUUUAACCAAUAGAUUACUUCAUUGUAAGUCUGUCAGCAUGGACAAUGAGAACAAAAUGAUCUCCAAACUUGAGAAUGCAUAUGCCAAUGGCUAUGGCAGAUUGUUAUUCAUAUCAAAAAUAAAAGGUAUGGUUAAGGAUAAGUUUGUAUUAUCUAAAACUAUCAUGAGCAACUAUAAACAAUGUGCAAAUGUUAUCAAGUGUAUUUUAGGUACUACUGAAUCUUAUGCUUUUGAUCUUAAUGUGCAAGUCUUAACUUCAAUCAAUUGGCCAGUUGAUCCAAAAACAAUGCACGAAAUUCCAUGUUUUGGAAAAACUGUUUUUGAUGAAUUUCAAAAACUUUACAAAAAAAAUAACCAAAGUGGUAACAAUAAAAAGUUAAUACUGUUACCUCAAUUUGGUACAGUUGAAUUAAACGCAAUUUUUUAUGGCAAGCCUUGUUCACCUAAAAAAUUAUUUAUUGAUGAGUUACCUUCAAUCAGCGAGAAACGUGAUGCUCGAAAAUUGAAAAUCACUGUAUCAACUAAUCAAAUGCAAGUCUUAGACUUGUUUAAUGCACAUAAUACGUUGACUUUUAAUGAAAUUCAAAUUAAAACUAAAAUUCCCAGAUUGAGUUUAAUCAAUGCACUGCAAGAUAUGACAACAUCAUCCAAUCAUUUGCAGCAUUUACUUGUCAAAGUUCCUAUGGGCGAAGAAAUCAAGCUCACCGAUAAAUUCAAUGUUAACGAAACCUUUCAAUGUAUAUAAGAAAUCUUAGCAUAUAAGUAUAAUAUUCAUUAUUCAAAAACAAUUUUAUAAAUAAUAAUUUUACGGAAAAAGUUUAAUUAAGUAUAACUAUAUAUUAACUAUACUUCCAUCACAGUUAUAACUAAGAGAAUUAAUAUUAGAAAUAGUAGGAUCUCCAGCCUUUUUACAAGGUCUAAUAGUAUCAAACCUGUAUGAUUCAAGCUCAUAUUCUUUUUAAAAUGUUACAUCAAGAAAUGUGUACACAAAUUUGAUAAAAUUAGCUCUUAAGUCCUAAUAAACUAAGA
Myzus persicae (green peach aphid) is the source of this 2363-nucleotide messenger RNA. Its product is annotated as cullin-3-like. Gene Ontology annotation, cellular component: Cul3-RING ubiquitin ligase complex. Gene Ontology annotation, molecular function: ubiquitin protein ligase binding. NCBI's taxonomy places the organism in Eukaryota, Metazoa, Arthropoda, Insecta, Hemiptera, Aphididae. The transcript is spliced from 10 exons. The record is from RefSeq and is a predicted model, not a curated record. Gene Ontology annotation, biological process: ubiquitin-dependent protein catabolic process; protein ubiquitination. The coding region runs from base 499 to 2079 and encodes 526 amino acids.